CACCACUGCCACGAGUCCAUUCGUAAACAUAAAAAUAUUAGAAAAAUCUCAAUGUGGAGUUAAAAUAAAAAAAUACAAACUAAUGUUCCUGAGGGGAUUUGCCUCUCUUGAUAUGCUUCCUCAGCUACAGAGAAGCCAGUGAAAAGGGGAGAGUGUGUGGAAUGAAGGAAAGGAGGAGGAGAUAAAAAAGGAGCAGAGAGAGAGACUGGCUGGGGGUGAAAAAACAACAGGAAACCAACCGAUUCUAAUGCUGUUUCUGCAAAUCCUUCAGAGAUAAAACCGCAGGCUACCACGUCCCAGCCAAGCAACACUCACACCAUGCCUUUUCUAUGAUCAUCACUUCAAGUUAUCACACUCUAAAAGGACUUAAAGUUCACAAUGUGACGUCACUUCUGCUCUCAGCCUCAACCAGUGUGGUUAGUCAGAAUGUGAGCGGAUGCAGAGUUUUGGGAGCUGAUAUCUGGGAUUUCUAUGUGGCUGCUUUUUUGACCUACAAACUCAACCUCUCUCAGGGUCAUAUGGAUCGAUCGCUGUGUGUCCAAGGAUCUGUUUGUGUUAAUCAUCGGGACUACUAACUGGAGCCACAUGAAGAAUAAAGGGACUAAGCAGAAGUCCAAAAAGAAAGGAAGUGAAAAUGCGUUCGGCUGUGACCUGAUUGAACAUCUCCAGAAUUCAGGACAAGAUGUUCCUCAGGUUCUGAAGAAAUGCGCAGAGUUUAUUGAGGAGCAUGGGAUUGUGGAUGGGAUCUACAGACUGUCGGGGGUCACCUCAAAUAUCCAGCGUCUCAGGCAGGAAUUCUGCUCCGAGGCGUGCCCUGACCUUACAAAGGAAGUGUACCUCCAGGACAUCCACUGUGUGGGUUCCUUAUGUAAGCUGUUCUUCAGGGAGCUACCCAAUCCUCUGCUCACAUAUGAGCUAUACAGCAAAUUCACUGAAACAGUCUUGGUCCAGGGGGAUCAUGAGAGACUUCUACACAUUCAGGGGGUCAUCAAAGAACUGCCAACUCCUCACUUCAGGACUCUGGAGUACCUUACUAAGCACUUGGCCCACCUUGCCACCUUAAGCUCCCAGACAAACAUGCACACACGUAACCUGGCCCUGGUUUGGGCUCCAAAUCUAUUAAGAUCUAAAGACAUUGAGGCGUCAUGUAGUAAUGGAGACAUGGCUUUCCAGGAGGUGCGGAUACAACAGUCAGUGGUUGAGUUUAUUUUAAACCACACAGAGGAGAUCUUCAGUGAUUCUGUGCAAAUCAAACCCAAAGAAGGACCGAGUUUGAAGUGUGCUGAGAAGUAUGCCACGCUCCCGAUCAGUGGCCAGUGUGGGCCGAUGAAACUGAUGAGCCUGGAAGAAGCCCAGGCUCGAUCUUUAAGUCCAAACCAUCCUGUGCAUAAAGAACGUCAGCGGGAGAACAGUCUGCCUAAUACCAGCACUUCCACGCUCUACCACACCGUCAUUGACAUAUCAGACAGCAAGAGAAAGUUCUCUGGAAAAUCAAAGAAAUGGAAGUCCAUCUUCAACCUGGGACGGUCUGUGGACUCGAAGGGAAAACUGAGCCGGAACGGCAGUGUGUUAAUCAGAGCACAAGGGACAGAAAAAGCAGCUCUUCGCCCAUCCAGGAGCAUGGAGUCCUUGUGCUCCUUAUCAACAGAUGAUGACAGAACAGGAAACAGCAGUCCAGCUGGUGGAUCCAGCAGCGUUUUCUCUCCGGAUGUAAAAUCCAGAACACUGGGAUCUGACUCGCUCUAUGACCUGAGUGAACAGGACCAAAACUGGGAGUUUAAAGGGACGAGAGGUGACGGGGCAACAGGUGGCUGGAGUUCUAGCAUGGACCAAAGGGGGUUACCAGGUGCCUCUGCACCCCCUCAAAAAUCCCUGCCAGAGCAACUGAAGGUGUUCAAAGGUGAUGACCUCAAAGGCUACAAGCCCACCUCUCCGAAAAAUAGGAGGAUGUUGUACUCAGGCUCCUCCUACAACAGCUCUGCUAGGCCCUCCUUCCCGGGAAACUUCUUCCCACUGGAGUCCUCACCAAGGCAUCAGCGCAGAGCCGUCAACAUAUCUGAGCCUUUUGCUGUGUCUGUACCGCUGCGCGUGUCGGCCGUUAUCAGCUCUAACAGCACGCCAUGCAGGGGGCACGCCAAGGAUAAAGCAGCUACUCUAAAACCCUGCAGAGAGAGCUCAGAGCAGAGCAGCAACAGUGGAAAGAGCAACACUUUCCCCCAACUGGAACCCAAGAAGCAGGAAGGAACCGAGAAGAAAAACAAAGAGGGGACGACUUUCAGAGUCCCGCCAAAGGAUGCAAGCAAAGAAAUUGUGCAAGAAGGGAUGAAUACUUCAAAACUGGAACCAACGUCCCCUGCAACUGCAAGAAAAGUCAAAGACGCAGCGCCAUCUCCUGGGAAAGAAGGACACAACCAGCAGAUUAUUAUGCAACUGGUAAAUCUUGACAAGGGAUCUUCUACUGGAAAAGAGCUGUGGUCUGACCUCCCCCAAGAACUGAAGAUAACUGAACCUGAAAUUGACCCGCUGGAUGACACCUUUAAACCGGUUUUCGGCACAAAGAGUCCCUGCGAGGGCAUGAGGUUAACGAUGGAUGUAAAGUCAAAACGAAGCCGCAGCUCUCCGUCUCUGUCGUUGUUAUUUAGGGAGCAUUCUUCAAAUACCUCUCUGACCGGUCAUGUACUCACCACUGGAUCGGACUCUGCAAAGAAUAAGCCUUCAGAGUCUGACAUCUCAUCUUCUCUUCACAAAGACACAGAAAAGACCCGCGCUGCUGACACCGUGGAUGAGAAAGACGAGAAGCUGCAUCUAAAAAGCACACCCUCAAACAAAGAUGACACCAAAACGGGUCAAUUUCCUUUCAAAGAAACGUGUUUAGAUACAGUAAUGAAUCAUUUGACGAUAGGGCGUACUCCAAAUGUUGAAGGCUUCUCAGGAACCGAGGAUACCAACAAAAAAGAUGAGAAAUUCAAAGUUCCUCAAGGAGACAAAAACGUCUCCUGUGAUGGAGCAAUGAAGAAUGUGAUUCCGGAGGUGGAGGUUUUUCAGAGACUGUCAGUGUGUUUGGAGGAGAAGAAUCGCACAUUGGAGCUGCCAAACCUCGACAACAAUGAAGGAUGUGGAGGAAACUCGGAGGAGCUGGACUUGGUGGAACCCUGGGAGGAUUUUAGCUCCAACAAGCAGUGGGUUACCAGUCCUCUCCACUCACCUGACGUGGAGGAGUUGUUUAACCAGCUAUCACCUUUUGGCUCUCGCGGGGAAACUCCGAUUUCAUCUCUUUCAGUUGAUAAAAACAAACCGUCUCUCAUUAAGAGCACUGUACACUCCUCAGGAAACAUCCCUCAGACUACCAGCAGCAAACCAGAAAUGCAAUGGAUGUAUUUGCCAUCAGGGAUCAGUGUGAACAGCGGUAACACAACACAACCUCACACAGCAAAAUGCAGCACAAUGAAACAGAAGAAUACAGUGUCAUCUCAGACGUUGUACAGACAGAUGUCUUAUGAGGCAGAGAAAAGAGAGGAAAAUUGUUUUUCUAAACACAGACCAUAUUCACUUAAUUUAGACCUGGGGCAGCGAUGCAUCAGAGACAUUUCUAAUCAGCAGAAUCGUAAUUCAUCAGAGUUUUCCUCUUGUCAGAGAGGAUUACUGACCUCCUCUGAAUCUGUAAACUCCAGGCUGCCCUCGGAAUUGGAGUUGUUUCUGAGCGAUCGGCAGGCGCCUCUUCGUCGAAAUUCAGCCCCAGUCAGCGUUUCAUCAGUGAGAACAGCCUUCAUGAUAAAAACGUGCCAGGCCAAAGCGGUGCCCGUCGUCCCUCCGAAGGUGCAGUACAGUCAGAUACCUCCCUUGAGACAUGAGAAGGAUUUUGAAACGGCGAAGGAAAAGGAAAAGGAACAUCCUAAAAUGUGUGCAGAGAGAGGCAAUGUGGCACCUCCUCCGAUGUUGUCAGAGCUAAAAGAGGAGCUGGAGAAUAAAGAGCCUGCUAAUGAACACCAAAAACACCCACUUGUUGCUGAGUCUGUGAAGACAACAUCUUCUCCAGAGCUACCGGUCAUCACAAGGAGACACCCACCAAGUCUGGAAAUGUUUGUAGAUUGCCCCAGACCUAACAGAGGGAACCUUCUACAGAGGCCGUCCUUUAGGAACAGGCAGAGACCUCAAAGUCUCAUCCUGCUUAGCCCUCCUUUUCCCAUCAUGGACUAUCCUCCGCCAGGAGACGACAGCAGGCUCCUUUCUUCCAUCAAGAGCUUGAACGACACAUCAGCAGUGAACGUCUUUUCUAAAGAGAUGACGGAGAAUUUUAGGACGCCGGAGGGGAUCGCCCUUCAAAACAAAAUGACUAUUCCAAAAAGUGGACAGAGGCUGGAAACGUCAACCAGCUGCUUCUACCAGCCGCAGAGGAGGUCGAUGAUAUUCGACAGCAGGAGCCACAGACAGAUUGAGUGACUGACAAUGGGACAGGCUGUGUGUAAAUAUAUACAGUGUGCAAGAUAACUGAAAGGAGCAUGAAAUGAUAGCCUAAUGGAAAUCAUAGCAUAGCAGUUUGCUAUGAUUAAAGCAUUUCUUGAAGGAUGAGGGCUUUUGUAAACAUCCUGAAGUAUUAUAGAAAGAGUUGAGGAAGCCAUUUCAGCUUGACUGAGAUCUAGGGCUACAACUACGGAUUUUUAGUUUUUUUAUUUCUUUCUUUUUUAUCUCUCAGUCUUUCUCAGAGGAUGGAGUGUAUUCAGUUGUCAUGGAGAUAUCUCAUUAUGCAAGCUCCAUCCACUGAGGAAGACCAUGAGAUGUGGUUCAAAUGUAUCCAAAAAGGCAAUUAAGUGGACCUUAAUUUAUUUUUUUGGGUCUAAUUCAUAAAGAUAAAUUCUUUAAAUAUGUUUCUCUCAAAAAAAAAAAAAAGAAGAAAAAAACCUGUCACAAUAACUGGACAAAGUUUUUGUCCCAACUUGCUUGUGUCAAUUCAGGGACUUCAUAUUUUUUAUGGUUCUACAGUAUUUUGAUAUAAUGGAUUCUGCCAUGGCACUCUCACUUGUUGAAGAAUCGGAAGAAAGUGAUGGAAAAUAAACACAUCUUAUGUGUGUGUAGACCAUGGUCUGAUGUAUACUUCGAUUAAUUGAAUUUAAUGACCUAUCAACAGCCAGAGUUUGUAUAUGAGAUUGUGACCUCUUCACAUGAAUAUUAAUGUCUAAAUAAAAUGUAUCCACUAAUAUGCGCUCUGAGUAAGAAGUGUGUAGUGAAAGUUCACAUAUAAUGUAACUGAAGAACCGACAGUGUAACUGUUAAAUGAAACAGUUCUAACAGCCAUGCAUUUGAUCUUGCAGAUGAUGUGUUUAUUUAUUCCUUUAUUAACAUACACAUGAUAUGAAGUAAACUUGAAACGUAUAUACUGUAUGUGGUUACCGGCGCUGUAAUAAGCUGAUGUCAAGGUGAUUUUUUAAAACUAAUAUUUAAAAAGAAAUUCCUUUUUCUGAUUUAAAUAUACAUCGCAAACUCAAUUGAUAGUAUUUACCCACAGAAGAACUUUAAUUAAUGUGUACCAUUUAUUUUAAUUACUUUGUACAUUGUUACAUUUUUGACAAUGAUGAGAAUUUGUAGAAAAGAGUAUGGGUUGUUAUUAAAACAAAAACCCUGGAGUUGCUCCGCUGACUGUAAACUGGAGGGUGACUUUGUGCACGCUGACUGUAUUCCACGUGUUUGAGUCAAAUUCAGAUGAUGGUAUCUCUAGGUUUCUCUCUUUUUAUGGCAUUUCAUAAACACGGGAUCUGAUGUAUUCAGCUUUAGCGCCCAUGAACAUAUCAUAGUCUGGACAUAGGCUGCGGUCUGUUUUCUACAGAUGCAGAUGUUAUGGAGGUCACAAUGUUUUUUAAACUUUGGAUGGACUGGAUGAAUGAUUACAAUGUUUGAGAAAUGAGAUAUUGGUGUUUUUUUUAUUUUGUUUUGUAACUUUUGUAUACUUGUUGAUACUGAAAAUGAUUGACUUAAGCGUCUGUAAUCAUCAGAAAAACAACUGAACUGAGAAUUUUAGGUUGAGGGUUUUGCCUUAAUUAUCUGAUGGCAACAUCCUAAAUAAUGUACAUAAGACAUGAGUCUUUGAUGAGUUUUGUUACAACUAAAUGUUCUGAGAAUAAAAGGUUUUGCAAUCACA
Molecule: messenger RNA, 6133 nt
Organism: Etheostoma cragini (Arkansas darter)
Lineage: Eukaryota; Metazoa; Chordata; Actinopteri; Perciformes; Percidae
Gene: arhgap31
Product: Rho GTPase activating protein 31
Exons: 12
Coding region: 586-4440 (1284 amino acids)
Biological process (GO): small GTPase-mediated signal transduction
Molecular function (GO): GTPase activator activity
Source: RefSeq, a predicted model, not a curated record